AAACAUGAUGUCCUCCAAUCCGCAGGACGGUGGCUUUAUGUAUCAAUGUGUUUCACCCAAGCCUUGCAUUUCAGCCACCGUUAGGAAUGCGUAUCUAAACACCUCGCAGCCGUGCGGGAGAAUGCGUGCACCUGUCGCCCUCUGGCGGCGGUUUCUAAGUAACGCAAUAAUAUUGAAGCGCUCAAGCCCCGCACCCUGAGAAGCUCGCAAGUCCGUCCCCUCCCCUUUGUGCUUAAUUUUACGGAUUGUUCUUGCUUUCGCAGUAAAGAGCUACUAAACUAAACCGUAAUUGCUUUAAACUUUCCGAGGAAACAAACGGGAUGAUAAACAGUAUCAUCAUUUUUUCUCUGUACGGUUUUGGUCAAACAGAAUUAGUACAGGUAUUGUAUUUAUUUACACAACAAACGAUGACCGAGUCAGCUUUCUGAGUCAGAGUGAGCCCGAUGGAAAGGGGCUGACGGUUAGUGAGGUGGAAAGCAACCCUUCCUCAGUCCGCGGCGCUGGAACAGUGCAGCGGGGUUUUCCAAACGCGUUUCUCGAUCGGGCUGCUGCCGGAGGCGGCUCGCGUGGAGUUUUGAGCCCGCCGAGCCACCGUGUGUUUGUGUUGAUGGAGGCGAAGAUGGCGGAGGAGCUGGAGCGGGUCCGGAUUUCAGCCGCGGAGCUGCGGGGCGCCGCUCCCGCUACCAGCCGGGACCAGAGCCUGCGAGCCGGGGAGCCGCCGGACAGCGGAAAGGACCAGCGUGACGCUCAGCAGCGCCGGGAUGGGAAGCGGCCGGACCUGCAGCUCUACCAGCCCGGCAUGUCGCGGCUCCGACCCCGCAGAGAGACCUCGGGGAGCAGCGAGGGGGACGGGCAGCCGGAGCACUGCCCACGAGAGGAAGAGGAGGAGGAGGAGGAGCAGCAGGGGACAGGACCAGAGGCAGCCCACGCUGCUGAAACCACGGGGACAGCAAGAACCCCUGAAAUACCAGCCCGGGACAGCCCAGCCUCCGUCGCUGCUGCUGCUGCUGCGGGGUCCCCAAAACAGGCACGCAAAAUCCGCAAACCAGACCGGCAAAUCUACCAGCCCGGGGGCCGUCGUCUGCAGCAGCCAGCUGAGACAGGGGUUAGCAAAGAGCAGCCCCUUAACAGGGAGACUAGCAAAGAGCUGGCCCUUAACAGGGAGACUAGCAAAGAGCUGGCCCUUGACAGGGAGACUAGCAAAGAGCUGCCCCUUAACAGGGAGACUAGCAAAGAGCUGGCCCUUAACAGAGAGACUAGCAAAGAGAUGGGGAUUAGCAAAGACCCGACUGUGAGCAGGAAGGCUAGGGUUAGCAAAGAACCCGCAGCCAACAAGGAAACUACUGACAGCAAAAAUCCAAAGGUUAGCAAGGCAGGAGCGGUUGCCAAGGACUCUGCAGAGACCUUAAUCAGGAAAACAGAGGGGAUGAACAUAUCUGAGGGUGUCAGUCGUCCAGCCUGCGGGGAGGGAGGGAGGAAGAAGGGGGGGAGCGAGGGCAGGAGAAACAAAGCAGGGGGAGAGGGAGCUCAAGGGAGGAAAGAAAAGGGGGCAAGGAGGACCAGAGGAGGAGGUGGCGGAGAGAGGGAGAGGGCUAGGGAAAGGGAAGGAGACGAGUCAAGAAAGAAGAGCGGUCUUGAGAGGGAGAGGGGUAAGGUGGUAGAGAGGGAGGGGGAAGCAUGCGAGGGAGGGAGCAAGGCUCAGCAGGGCGGUGGCGCCUCAUCGAAGCGCUACUCCAAAUCAGACAAGCGCCGCAAUCGGACCUACAGUACCAGCUCGGCCAGCAGCGGUACCAGUUUCGAUGGGCCUGGGAACGGAGGGGGGUCUGCGAAAGUCGGGGAGAGCAGGAGAAAGCAGCAACACCAGCAGGGAGCCAGGGACAGAGAAGGGAGGGUUAGUGGAACAGCCCGUUCAGCUGUUACAGCUGGGGGAGGCGACAGGAGAGAGAGGGCCCUGGAGGCCAAAAAACAGGCCAGCAUUUCAUCCACAGACUCUUACGAUGACUUCGAACAAGAGGACAGAGAGGGUGAAGGGUGGAGCCCAGAUAGGUCUAGUGAUAACAGGAGGAGAGGGGGAGGAAGCAGCAGUGAUAGAAGGGCAGGUGGCAUCUUAAGGGUGAGCUUUGAUAGGGAAAGAAGUUCUCCGUUCACCACCGCGAACAGCGCGGAGCAGAAGAGGAGAGACGAGCCCAGAGGGAGAGGGAGGGGCAUCCUCGUACUCCCGGCCCACACAGACCUGACUGCACCCCCUGAGUCAGGGUCACGCCUCCUGCUUGGAAGCCGGGGAGCCAGGGGGCGGGGCAGGGGCGGGGCUACUAGAAGGCUGUGGGAUCCCAACAAUCCAGAGCAGAAGCCAGCUUUAUUAAAGGGCCAGCAGCAGCAGCACUUGCAGCAAGCAGUGUACUCCCAGCCUCAGCUUCACUUCUUAGACACGGAUGAUGAAACCACAGGCAGCCCCCCUGCCCACCAGGACGAGCCCUUUCCAGGCUACCGCGCUGCCGCUCAACAGGCACUUACUUCUUGUUACUACAAGUUUCAGAACUCGGACAACCCUUACUAUUACCAGCCCACCACUGCCCCCCGGUACCCCUACCCUUACCAGCUGCCCUAUCAGAUCCAAGGCACUAAUGGGGUGUACCCCCCUGCUGCUCCUGGUUGCUACGCAGGGUACGCUGGUGUCGGAGUGGCCCCCACCUCUCUGCAGCAGCACGGCUACAUCUCCAGCCCCCUCACCCCGGAGGAGGCUGAGCUCCAGGCCAGGGGGAUGCAGCAGCAGGAGCUGAGCAAGCUGCUCCGGAUAGCUGACAAGCAGGAGCUGCAGCUCAGCAACCUGCUGUCCCGGGACCAGCUCAGCCCAGAGGGGCUCGACAGGAUGGCACAGCUCAGGGCUGAGCUUCUCUCUGUGUACGAGCGUGUGAUCCUGAGUGAUCUCGAGUAUUCGGACACUCAUAAUCUGGACCAGGCUCUGUGGAAGAACGCUUUCUACCAGGUGAUAGAGAAGUUCAGGCAGAUGCUAAAAGACCCGGCCUCGGAGACCGGCCAUCAGAUCAGAGCCAUGCUGCUCGCACUGCUGGACGAGGGAGCUGCGUUCUUCGACUCCCUCCUGAAGAAGCUGCAGGCCGUGUUCCAGUUCAAGCUGGAGGAUUACAUGGAUGGGAUGGCGAUUCGCAGCCGGCCCCUGCGCAAGACGGUGAAGUACGCGCUGAUCAGUGCCCAGAGGUGCAUGAUCUGCCAGGGAGACAUUGCCAGGUACCGAGAGCAGGCCAACGACACGGCCAACUAUGGGAAAGCACGCAGCUGGUACUUGAAGGCACAGCAGAUCGCUCCCAAAAACGGACGCCCGUACAACCAGCUUGCACUGCUGGCUAUCUACACGAAGCGGAAGCUGGAUGCAGUGUAUUACUACAUGCGCAGCCUGGCUGCUAGUAACCCCAUCCUGACUGCCAAAGAGAGCCUGAUGAGUCUGUUCGAGGAGACCAAGCGCAAGGCGGACCAGAUGGAACAGCGCAGGCAGCAGCAGCAGCGAGAGCGGGAGGAUGUCUCCGAGUGCAGUGCAGGGCCCAGGGGCCGGGGGAGAGCAGGAGGGGGAGGCAGGUCCACGCUCGGGGACGACGCGGCUCGAGUGGAGAUCUGGGUCCGACCGGCCAGGAAAGGCCAGUCCAGAGCGGGCAGCGAGUCCGGCAAGGAGUCUGAGCAAGACAGUGAGCUGAGCAACCUCAUCCCCAGUGACCUCAAUAAGCGUUUCAUCCUGAGUUUCCUCCACGCUCACGGGAAGCUCUUCACAAAGAUCGGGAUGGAGACGUUCCCAGUGGUGGCGGCUCGGGUCCUUCAGGAGUUCCGCGCCCUCCUGCAGCACAGCCCCUCCCUCAUCGGGAACACGCGCAUGCUGCAGCUCAUCACCAUCAACAUGUUCGCAGUGCACAGCGCGCACAGCAGGGACGGGGGCAGUGAGGCUCGCUCAGUGAUCCAGGAUCAGGCUACCUCUCUGGGGCUGUCAAUGUUCGCCCUGUUGGUGGAGCGCUGCACGGAGCUGCUCAAGGAGACUCCGAGAGCGCCCCCCAGUGCCAGAGAGGAUGAUGACGGGGAUGAAGAGGAAGAUGUCAAGGUGUCUUCCUUCCUCGCAGACCUCAGGGAGCUGCUGCCCAGCGUCAAGGUCUGGUCGGAUUGGAUGCUAGGCCAACCGGACCAGUGGAACCCGCCUCCCUGCAGCCUGCUCCUGCCAAACGGGAGCAGUCUGGAUGUGUGGGAGACCCUGGCGCAGUUCUGUAACACGCUGGCGAGGGUGAACCAGGGAGCGGUGCCACUCUACAAGGACCCAGAUGAGGACCUGUGUCUGCUGGUGCUGGAGGAGGACCGGCUGCUCUCAGGCUUCAUCCCCCUGCUGGGGGCGCCGCAGGAGCCCUGCUAUGUGGAGACAGCGUCUGACAAGGCCAUCGCUGCGGACUGUAAGCGGGUCACGGUGCUCAAGUAUUUCCUGGAAGCGCUCUGUGGACAAGAAGAGCCUUUGCUGGCAUUCAAGGGUGGAAAAUAUGUGUCGAUGGCAACCGUCCCAGACACCAUGGGAAAGGAAACGGGAAGCCAGGAGGGAAAACAAGCUGACAAUCAGGACGAGGACGUGCUAGUUGAAGCGAUGGAGGAGGAUUCUGAGCCGGACGCCAGCGACAGCGAGGACGAUUUCCGAGAGCUGAGAGCGCGCAAACAUGCCCUGACUAUGAAGGUGGCGGAGCAGCAGAGGAGACGAGACAAGAUCCAGGCAGUGCUGCAGCCCUGCAGGCAGCUGGAGAUUGAGAUCACUCCCGUGUUCCUGGUCCCCGACACCAACGGCUUCAUUGACCACCUGAGUGGCUUGGCCAAGCUCCUGAGCUGCAGGAGUUUCAUACUGGUGGUGCCCCUCAUCGUGAUCACGGAGCUGGACGGGCUGGCGCGGGGGCAGGAGACGGAGUACCGCACUGGCAGCCAUGCCCGGCAGGUUCAGGAGCACGCCCGCAGUGCCAUCAGCUUCCUGGAGCGUGGGUUCGAGAGCAGAGAGCCCUGCCUGAGAGCGCUGACCAGCCGGGGGAAUGAGCUAGAGUCCAUCGCCUUCCGCAGUGAGGACCCUACAGGACAGCAGGGAAACAACGAUGACCUCAUCCUGUCCUGCUGCCUGCACUACUGCAAGGACAAAGCCAAGGACUUCAUGCCCACUCAAAAAGAUGAGCCCAUUCGUCUGCGCAGGGAGGUGGUUCUGCUGACGGACGACCGGAACCUGCGAGUGAAAGCGCUGACCCGAAACGUGCCGGUCCGGGACAUCCCGGCUUUCCUCAAGUGGGCCAAAGUGGGAUGAAACCAGAGCGGACGGGCCAACAGCGCACGGGAGAAGAUAUGACACAAAUGAAUUCCUCUGAGCGAAAAAAACAAAUGACAAACAAGAGAAAGAGGGAGAGAAAGAAGAGAGAGGUAGAGAGAGAGGAAGGGAGGGAGGGAGAGGAGGAGGAGGAGGAGGAGGAGGAGGAGGGAGUUUAGAUUGAAGGGAUCUGUUGAGAGGCUUUACUGCGAGUUCCUCGCUAAUAGAAAUGACCUCUCUCUCUCAACCUAACGACCUUUUAGAGUGCAGAGAAAAUCAAGAUGAUGACGGUGAUAACGAAGAUUUGUGGCUGAGCAAACACAGUUAAGCUGCAGUGUGAGUGAGAGAGGACGCAGCCGCAGGACGCUAACCCACUGACGCCACAGAUAAGGGAGGGAGGGGGCCAAGUCGCCUGGCCCGGACUGGAGUGGAAUUGAGAGAACGAGGGAACGCUUGCUUGGUUUUGGUUUGGUGAAUGCGAGUGGGGGCUGUCUUGUCCACAUGCUCUCUGGUGACCCCAACGUUUGUUGUUUUUUUUAUUUAUUUUUUUAUUCCUUACCUCUUGUUAGUUUCUUGCUUGUUUAUGUUUCAGGUGCAGUGCGAUUCGUCACAUGUGUCUCGCCUGCCUUUAUCUCCCUGAAUUCAGUGGUAUGGUGGCACACGGUUCUCCUAGUCUCUGGCAUUAAGAUCUGGGAUGUGGAGCUGUCUUUGACCCUAAUCUAACUAAUGAAUUCCUACUUCUGACUCAUGCCCCCUAAAGGCUAUUAGAGGAUUUAAUAUGCCUAGAAAACUACAGUUCCCAUAGUUCCUUUCAGCACUGAAGACCAGGGGUGCUGGGGUAUUUAAACUGAGGGGGGUGGGUACCGUUUCAUGGUUCAUGCUCAAAGCAUUCUGUUUUAGAAUUGGGGGUGGCGGGGGUCUGAAAUGGGUAGCUCUUUCCCAUAUAGGCAGCGCUAACUGUACUGUAUACAGCUUUUACUGUAGAUCUGUAUGUCUGGCGCAUCUGUGAGCUGGCUGUUUUUGGUUUUUUGUUUUGGUUUCGUCAGCAGAUUUUGAUAAGCGUGACAGUGGAAGCCUAACAAGGCAAAACGAGCUCCAUGUUAUACAAAGUUUUUGCUAAAAAAAAAAAAAAAAAAAACAUUGCUAUUAUUAUUUAGCAAUUUUAUAGUUUGCUGUUUUUUUAUGCUGUAAUAUAUGGAUUUUUUAUUAAUAAUUAUUUUUGUCUGGGUGUUUUUGUUGGAGGGAAGGUGCUUUGGCCUCCAUUCUUGCAGGGAUGCUGGGUAAGAAGUCAUUGCACUGGCCUGGCUCCACCUGGGUAAACCACAGCUCCACGGGAGUGACAUUACUUCAAGGGUCCUUGCAAAAAUGGAGGACAGAUGCAUGAAUAAAAACUAAGAACUUGAUAACCAAUUGGAACAACAGACUGCCCAACCCAUAGUCUCAACUCUGCAGGUGUAACUAACUGACUAACAAGCCCUGGAGGGCAGGGGUGAUGAGGAUCCGCAGCCAGUGUAGCUGAUGAAGAAAGUUUAUUUCGAAGGAGCAGACACUGCGUGUGCUGAAUCCUGAAGGCAUGCUUGCUCUGUCUGCAGCCCUCUCUGAGACCUAUAAAGAAGACCGCUCUGACACUCUCAAUGGCUUUUUCUCCGGCACUUGCUAUUUUCAUGUCUGCAGAAUCUCAGGUAGCGCAGUCAGCCACCAGCUCAGCCCAGGCUCAGGGGGCUGUUUGCAGCCUGAAGCGGCAAGAUCCAUAGCUCUCCUUCCACAAACUCUCACUAUGUGGGUGUGUCGUUUACCAUGCAGGACCUUUUCUGGAGUUGCAAUUAUUUUCUGUGUGUGUCAUCGGACUAAAACACAAUUUCAAUAAAUUCCUGCUUUUCAUUAUUGUUUUUAUAAAAACCUGGGCUCUUUCCGAGCGGGCUGAUCUCAAAUGAGACCCAUUCUGCACUACUGAACACCCCAGCACACGUUGGAGCUGCCCAGGUACGUUACAGAGCAGCCGAUCGCACUGAUGGAGCAGCUCUGUGCACUCCUUCCACAGGUCAGGGUCCCCUGAACCCCUGGACACUGAAUACCAGGACCUUUGGCAUUUGCUGGUUUACGACGCUGAGUCUGUGGAGUGUGCCAGCAGGGACGGGUUCCAAGGAGGGGGUCUGGUUUCAGGCCUGAUAGACGAUCACGUCGGGCACAGACCCGCCCUGCCUGUCACGGAGGUUCCCGUUCCUGAGUCUAACUCUGUUAGGACAUGUGUUUGAAUCGAAGGCCUCCGCGACACAUGCCUAUUUCAGGAAACUUUUAUCGGUAGUGUUGUUGAAACUAGUUUCUUGGCUUUGUUAUUGUUUUUGUACCAUUUUCCUAACAUGUAAAGUUUAAGCAAUACAAUCAGACUGAGGAAUAUUGGGGGGUUGUUGUGGUGGGGCACUUUACAUUUGUGACCUACAGCAGGAGUACUUCGACAGGAGCCAAUAAAGCAAAUCACCAAAGAUUUAGAUAAUAAAACUCAUUUUAAUUAGCAUAGUCCAUACUUUAAAUAAAGCAGGAGUAGAUAUCAGUGUCAGUGAAUUGCUGUUAAGUAGUCUGCCAAUGUAAAAAGGGUAUUGAGUAAAGAAAUGCAGUUUGAAAGUAAACGCGGGGUUUCAGAUGCUAUCUGUGAACGAGUGCCUGUAUAGUUUAUCUUGAAAUGCAGUCCUGUAGCGUCGAUGAGAACUGGCCUUUAAUAUAUCCAUCAGUUAAACGCUCUUUAAAUACAGACGUGACGUUUUAAGACAUUUUAAACUUCUCAUGUUUCCUUUAGAUAGAGAACAUUUAUAAGCAUUAUAUAAGUUCGAGGGCCUAGCGACCUUUCUGUUCACAGAGGAUGGUGCGUGCUGUACGUUUUCUAAUUAAAUACGUUUUUAGUUCUGUUUCCUGUGUGUUUAUGAAUUGUGUGUGUGUGUUUUUUUUUCUAUUUUAAAUGCUGCAAAGAGCAGUUCUGUUGCAUGUGUUAUAAGGUGGUUCAGAGAGCUGGAGGAAGUAUGUUCUUUUUCCUGCCUGUAAAAGAUGAGGAAAGCAGAUUGAAGCACAGAUGCUUUGUAGCGAUAGCAGCUGGGACUGGCUAUUGUCAAUGUCUUACCUCAUACUGGGGGCGCUUCAAACUAAUUCCAAGAUACUGUUUGGGGCUCUGAUUUUUAAAUUAAGUUUGGUGGGUUUUCGACUGCGUUCUCCAGAACUGUCAUUGCCUUGACUCUUAAUAAUCAACACAACCUGCAAUUUUUAGCUGCCCAGCAUUGUAACCGGGGGCUGCAAUGGGCUCUGUUACAAUUUUAAAAUAAUCAAGAAACACCUGCAGGAUGAGCUCAAGUUCAAGCCCACCAUUUCAAGCUCAGGCUCAGUAAGUGAUUUUGUAAGUCCGAGUCAGUGUCAUGGAAAUACAGCCAGCCUUGGCUCCGAUGCCAAAUGCCUCACUUUUGAGCAUCCGUUCCAGAAGCUGUUGGUUUAGCUCUGCUUUCCUCAUCUGGGCUAAUAUUUUAUACCUGUGUCGUCCCUGGUCCUCUUACCAGUAUGUCUUGAUGUCAUCCCAGAGUGUGCUCUUGACCGCACACCUGCAUAGUUACAGAGAUGCGGAUGAGAGAUGAGGAACCUGCCUCCCUGUGCUCACCGUUCUGACUUUAUAGCCAGCUCCUUGCUGGCUAUAAAGAGGUAGCUUCCUAAUAAACUUCUGUCCCUGCUGAGCCAGUGUGCUGCCCCUGGCUCUUUUCCUGGACCACCUUAAAUGAAAUGCAAUGAAAAAUAGUAAAAAGUUGACCCUUGUAAGCCGCUGUCCCCUUUGUGCAGAAGCAGAGUGUUGCUGGGUGUUCCUGCUCUUGCAUGUGGUGUGUGGCGGGCUGGGCGAGGUGUGGGCUGUAAUGUGGAGCAGAUUUAGGUUGGGUUGGUAUUGACGGAAUGCCGUUUCGGUGACUGAGUGUUGGGUUACACUCAGCUGCUCAGUGCAGUCGACACUGACUGCACUCUGACUGCUUUGCCUUGUCAAUUAUUUGUUUGCCUUUUAUUUGUUUCUCUUAUUAAUAAUAAAAAGUUUGGCUUUUAAAAA
Messenger RNA from Polyodon spathula (Mississippi paddlefish), 9389 nucleotides. RefSeq names its product SMG6 nonsense mediated mRNA decay factor (gene smg6). Gene Ontology annotation, molecular function: protein binding; telomerase RNA binding; telomeric repeat DNA binding. Gene Ontology annotation, cellular component: telomerase holoenzyme complex. The transcript has 19 exons. Gene Ontology annotation, biological process: nuclear-transcribed mRNA catabolic process, nonsense-mediated decay. NCBI's taxonomy places the organism in Eukaryota, Metazoa, Chordata, Actinopteri, Acipenseriformes, Polyodontidae. The coding region runs from base 608 to 5320 and encodes 1570 amino acids. The record is from RefSeq and is a predicted model, not a curated record.